Molecule: messenger RNA, 1441 nt
Organism: Drosophila serrata
Lineage: Eukaryota; Metazoa; Arthropoda; Insecta; Diptera; Drosophilidae
Product: pancreatic triacylglycerol lipase
Biological process (GO): lipid catabolic process
Molecular function (GO): lipase activity; serine hydrolase activity
Source: RefSeq, a predicted model, not a curated record
UUAUUUUCAUUUCUGAUACAACCGCCGCGACAACCACGCGAACUUCAACUACUUUCGUUCUCGGUUGGCACCGGUCGAAAGUGACACCACCAUUCGCACCUGUGUGGGUGCUUAUGUAUGCCACCACCACCCAAUCUUCGCCAGACCGAUCGCAGUCCCCGAUAGCCGCUCCACGCUCCACUUUAAAAAGCCGCCGCUCCCGGUGGCCAAAGUUCAGUUUCAGCAAAGGCUUAGAAGUUUGUGGAACAUGAAGUCGGUGGCUUGGCUCUCUCUGCUGGCUCUGGUAUGGAGUGUGGACGCAAUUCAGUUACUGGGAUGGUUAAAUCCCAACUGCAAAGUUGUGCAUGGCGAGUGCCCCCAUGAAAAUGUUACCUUCUGGCUGUACUCCAAAGCCACCCGAGAUAAUCCCAUCUUGCUAGAUCCCCUUAAUCUCAAUCCCUGGGACUUUAUGCCGCCACGCCCCCUUAAGAUACUUCUCCACGGCUACACUGGACAUCGUGAUUAUUCGCCCAACUCUUAUAUUCGACCCGUGCUGCUGGAUCACGAGGACGUAUACGUAAUCUCCAUUGACUACAAGUCCUUGGUACCUGAACCCUGCUAUAUGUCAUCGGUGCAGAAUCUCCCGCUGGUCAGCAAGUGUCUGGCCCAGUUGAUCAAUAACCUGGUGGAUGCGAACAUAGUUCAAAAUGAGAAUAUCCACAUCAUUGGCUUCAGUUUGGGGGGUCAGGUGGCGGGUCAAACGGCCAACUAUCUGAAGAGGAAACUGAAAAGGAUCACUGGACUGGAUCCGGCCAAGCCUUUUUUCAUCCUGGCUGGAAACACGAAGCGAUUGGAUCCGGGAGAUGCGGAAUUCGUGGACGUCAUUCAUACCAAUGUGUUUGGCAGGGGAAUGUUGAGUCGCAUGGGACAUGUGGAUUUCUAUCCUAACUUCGAGCGCGUGGUACAGCCGGGAUGCAUGGAUCAGAAUCCCAAAAGCCCCGGCAGCUGCAGUCAUGAUCGCGCCCCUCAGUUCUAUGCCGAGUCCAUAAAUUCCACCACCGGCUUCUGGGGUCGUCAGUGCUCCAGCUGGUUGGCGCAUCUUGUGGGUCUGUGUCCCACAACAGGAAAUCAGGAACUGAUGGGCUACCACGUUUCGGUGGAGGCAAAGGGUUCGUACUUCCUCGAGACGGCGAGCUCCCGCCCCUUUGCCUUGGGCAAACAGAAGGAUGUGGACAAUAGCCAGUCCCUAGCUCAAUUCAGGCUAAGUGAAGAGCUCAACGAGAUUCCGCCUGACUAUGAGCCGCAGCUGCUGGAAGCCUUCCUCGAACUUAACGAUGUGGAAGCCACCGAAAGAACGGAUGAACUGGACAAGCCAUUAAACUGGAUCGAACGGGAGGAGGAUCAACCCUUGAGCAGAGUUGUAAAAAGAUCAGGGGUAUAGUUAUAUUUAUUAAAAAAAAAA